Molecule: messenger RNA, 2888 nt
Organism: Cucurbita maxima (winter squash)
Lineage: Eukaryota; Viridiplantae; Streptophyta; Magnoliopsida; Cucurbitales; Cucurbitaceae
Product: serrate RNA effector molecule-like
Exons: 12
Biological process (GO): primary miRNA processing; mRNA processing
Cellular component (GO): nuclear body
Source: RefSeq, a predicted model, not a curated record
UUUGUCAGAUCAGUGAACGAAACUCCGGACUUUCUCGACUUCAAUUCUCCGACGCUUUGGGUUCAUUUUAGGGUUUCGUUUCUUCUUCUUCUUCUUCUUCUUCAAUUGCUGUGUAAAAUCAUGGCCGCCGCCGAUACCGCCGACGAGUCGUUGGACCGCCGUCGUGAUCAACAAGAGAAAUCGUCUGAGGAGCAACCUCAUUCCUCGCCUCCGCCGCAGUUGGCUGCUGCUGCUCCUCCUCCUCCUUCCAGAAGAAGGGAUAGAGAUGAGAGAGAUAGGAGAGACGACCGGGAUGUUGAUCGUCCUCCGAACCGACGCAACGAUAAUUACGAUCGUAAUCGCUCUCCGCCUACGCUGCCUCCGAGGGAUAGGGAUAGAGACAGAGAUAGGGAUUAUAAACGGCGGAACAGUCUUAGUCCCCCACCGCCUUACAGGGAUCGUAGACACUCGCCUCCUAGACGGUCUCCGCCACCUUUCAAGCGUUCCCGGAGAGAUGAUGGGGGUGGGUAUGAUGGAAGAAAGGGAAGCCCUAGAGGAGGUUUCGGGCCUGGCGAUAGGAGGUUUGGUUAUGAUUAUGGUGGGGGAUAUGAGCGCGAACUGCGAGGCCGGCCUGGAUAUGUUGAUGAAAGGUCUCUUGGUCGGUACAUUGGUCGUUCAUCUGGUGGCUAUCAAGAUUGGGAUUCUAGUCGUGGUGGGCAUGGUGAUCCACUCAAUGCAGGAGCUGGCCAAAGAGAAGGUUUGAUGACAUACAAGCAAUUUAUUCAAGAGCUUGAGGAUGAUAUACUGCCUGCAGAAGCUGAGCCCAGAUAUCAAGAAUACAAGUCUGAGUAUAUUACAACACAGAAACAAUCCUUUUUUGAUUCUCAUAAGGAUGAAGAAUGGUUGAAAGACAAAUAUCAUCCUACCAACCUAGUUACUGUCAUUGAAAGGAGGAAUGAACUUGCACAAAGAACUGCUAAGGAUUUUUUGAUUGACCUGCAAAGUGGAACACUGGAAUUAGGUCCAGGGAUCAAUGCAGCAGCUACAAAUAAAUCAGGGCAGACUAGUGAACCAAAUUCAGAUGAUGAAGCAGACAAUGAUGGCAAACGGAGGCGUCAUGGUAGAGGACCAGCAAAAGAAAUGGAUCUUCUUUCUGCUGCUCCUAAGGCCCACCCUGUUAGCUCUGAACCAAGAAGAAUCCAAAUUGACAUUGAACAAGCUCAAUCUCUUGUCCGUAAACUUGAUUCUGAGAAAGGAAUAGAAGAAAAUAUUUUAUGUGGUUCUGAUAGUGACAAACUAGGUCGGGAUAAAGCACAUGGCGGCUCUUCUGGCCCAGUCAUUAUCAUACGAGGGUUGACAACCGUUAAAGGCUUAGAGGGUGUUGAACUAUUAGACACACUUCUCACAUAUCUGUGGCGCAUCCAUGGCUUAGAUUACUAUGGAAUGGUUGAGACUAGAGAAGCUAAGGGUCUUCGUCAUGUAAGAGAAGAGGGAAAGAACUCUAACAUGGCUGGUGGUGCAGAUGAAUGGGAGAAGAAACUUGAUUCGCGUUGGCAAGAGAGAUUGAGAGGUCAAGAUCCGUUGGAAACGAUGACUGCCAAGGAUAAAAUAGAGGCUGCUGCUCUUGAAGCUUUUGAUCCAUAUGUUCGUAAGAUAAGAGAUGAGAAAUAUGGAUGGAAGUAUGGCUGUGGAGCCAAGGGUUGCACUAAGCUGUUUCAUGCUCCUGAGUUUGUGCACAAGCAUCUUAACUUGAAACAUCCAGAGCUUGUGAUGGAGCUGACUUCAAAAGUGCGUGAAGAGCUGUAUUUCCAAAAUUACAUGAAUGAUGCAGAUGCUCCUGGAGGGACGCCUGUUAUGCAACAAUCGCUUCCGAAGGAUAAGCCACAGAGACGUAGGAUGAAUUUAGAUGCUCGGCUGAAGGAUGACAGAGGCAAUCGCAGGGACCGUGAUAAUUGGGCGAAUGGGGGUGACAGAUUUGAUAGAUCUGAGAAUCCACAAUCAAAUGAUUUCCAAUCAGCAAAUGAUGGUUCGGAUGGUGGAAACCUUGAUGAUCCUAUGUUUGAUACUUUUGGUGGACAAGGAAGGCAUGUUGCUCCUUUUGCCUCUGAAAUGCCACCACCUGUGCUUAUGCCUGUUCCUGGUGCUGGUCCAUUAGGACCUUUUGUCCCUGCUCCACCUGAAGUUGCAAUGAGAAUGUUGCGGGAACAAGGAGGUCCACCUCCAUUUGAGGGUGGUGGUAGAAAUGGAAGGCCAGGACCUCAAUUAGGUGGAUCUGCUCCAAUUCUUGCCCUAUCUCCAGGUUUUCGACAGGAUCCUCGUCGAAUACGGAGUUAUCAAGACCUAGAUGCCCCUGAGGACGAAGUCACUGUAAUAGAUUAUAGAAGCUUGUAGAUAUAUUUGGUAUCGGCGAGUGUUUAGAGGCCUGCUCGUGUUUCCAAGGGGGGAUGCAACUCCGGAACUGGUAUGAAUUCAGACUAGUUGCUAAUUGAAAUUCUUGUUGCUGAAGAGGUUUGCUUUGUUUCACCCCAUCAUCAUAAAAACUGAACUACGAGUUGAUCGAUCACAUCCUAGCUCUGGGCAAGUACAAAUACUUCCAUGAGAAUUGUGCAUUCAUUUAACUGUUCUUUUUUCCCUACUCUGUAUUCUUAGUGAAGAAGGAAUUCGACCCGAAGGAAAGCGACAAAUUCCCCAUAUUUUGAAUCAUAGAACUUAUAAUCUUCUGAAGUUAGGAGUGUGCAUCCCCCCGUUUAGUUUCAUUUUCGUUUAUUAUAGUCGAUUUUUGUCAAGGGAAAACUAGUAGUAAAAUUGUGGAUAUUAUUAAAUCUUGUUAUUAUGAACUUUCUAACAGUAAAGAUCGUAAUGUUAGGAUGCUCUAUUGUUAUAUUCAGAGACUAUCCAGUUCCCAAGCA